Messenger RNA from Diabrotica balteata, 1767 nucleotides. NCBI's taxonomy places the organism in Eukaryota, Metazoa, Arthropoda, Insecta, Coleoptera, Chrysomelidae. The record is from the annotation of a GenBank genome assembly.
AUGGUUUGGGGAUUUGUGAGACUGUGUUUUUUUACGUUAAUUGUAAAAGCUGAGUUCAUUGAACUUAACACAGAAGAGGGAAAAAUUUUAGGACAGACAUUUCUUACAGAGGAACUACAAAAUACAUAUUACGCAUUUCAAGGAAUUCCAUAUGCAGAAAAACCGCAUAGGUUUCAGGAGCCAGUGCAAAAAAUGCCUUGGAAUAAUACUUUAAACUGUACUUAUGAUAGAGACGAAUGCGUCCAAGGACUAAACCCGAUUACGGGCUCUGAGGACUGUUUGUACUUGUCUGUUUACUCUCGAAAUAGUACACUCAGUAAUUUUCUAGCCGGCAUACAAUUUGGAGUCGUGGAAGAAAUACCUCAUGCAGCUGCAUUUUACACUGGAAGAGCAGAUGAAUUGUUUGCUAGUGGAAACUUCCAACAAGUUCCUAUUUUAGCAGGUUUUACUUCAAAUGAACUUGCAGGUGUUGCUGAUCCUAACAAUGCUGGUGCACAACAUGGAGAAGAUGUUGGAUAUUUGUUUCGUACAUAUAACAGAAAUACAUCAAAUGAAGAUAAAAUAAUAAGAAAGCGAAUGGUUUUAAUGUGGUCAAAUUUUUGCAAAUUUGGUAAACCUAUUCCUUCACCAGAAUCCGAUCUAGACAACGUCAACUGGCUUCCUGCUUCCAGUAGCUCCCCGCCAUUUCUAAUGAAUAUUGACUUACAAAUGGGACAGACCGCCAAUCCAUAUCAAAGUCAUCUAAAUUUUUAUGAUACUCAAAUAUUUAGUACUACUUCAGUUACUGGUUCGGAAGAUUGUUUAUAUUUAUCUGUUUUUUCUCCAAAUUUAACAGGCAAUGCUCCAGUCCUUUUUUGGAUCCACGGUGGGGCAUUCAUUGCUGGAAGUAUCUCUUUUGAUUCCUCUAAACCAGAUCAUUUUAUUAAUCAAAAUGUAGUUGUAGUAACAGCGCAAUACAGAUUAGGAAUUUUUGGCUUUAUGAGCACUGGGGAUCUAGUCUGUCCAGGAAAUCUUGGACUAAAGGAUCAAGUGAUGGCACUCGAUUGGACCAGACGAAAUAUUCAACAUUUCGGAGGUAAUCCAAAUGACAUUACAAUAGGCGGCCUUAGUGCCGGUGCUGGAUCCGUUGGUUAUCAUCUACUUUCUCCAAAAUCAAAAGCUGUUACUGAAGCCGCAUUAGCCAAUCUUGAUUUGAAGCCUUGGAAUUUGGUUCCUGCAAGUAUAAAUCUUAGUGAUUAUAAAAGAGCUUUAGCAUCAGCUAAAAUUAAAGCUAAAUUUUUUAAUAUAUCUCUGCCCAUGUCUACGCAAGUACCACAAGCAAUACAGUUUUUCAACGUCGAUUUAUUUGGAAAAGCCACCGAUCGUCUAGUACGAAAUGUAGGUCCAUAUGUAAAUUGUUAUUAUUAUUCAUUUAAUUACCAGGGAACUUUAGGAGGAGUAACAAUGAGAUGUAGUGAUGGAGCCCAGCAUGGAGAAGAUUUGCCAUAUCUGUUUAUCACUAAUAAUAUAACUCCAACUUAUAACGACCUUAUAAUAGUUCAGCGUAUGACCACAAUGUGGUCAAAUUUUAUUAAAAGAGGAGAUCCUACACCUGACCCAGUUUCUGACCUUUUGCCAGUCAAAUGGUUGCCUUCAUCCGUUAGUGAUCCUCCGCUUUUAAUGAAGAUCGAUUUAGACAUGGGAUACAUUGCACAGCCAUACUUAAACUAUUAUUCGUUUUAUAGAAACCAAAUAUUUUCACUUGGACCAUAUAGUACUACCUACUGA